Pyrgilauda ruficollis (rufous-necked snowfinch) is the source of this 714-nucleotide messenger RNA. It is a transcript of the gene FGF20, whose product is annotated as fibroblast growth factor 20. Gene Ontology annotation, cellular component: cytoplasm. Gene Ontology annotation, molecular function: fibroblast growth factor receptor binding; growth factor activity. The transcript is spliced from 3 exons. Lineage: Eukaryota; Metazoa; Chordata; Aves; Passeriformes; Passeridae. Gene Ontology annotation, biological process: cell differentiation; positive regulation of protein phosphorylation; positive regulation of cell population proliferation. The coding region runs from base 70 to 714 and encodes 214 amino acids. The record is from RefSeq and is a predicted model, not a curated record.
GCCCACCGGGACAGGCCGGCAGCCGCUCUCCGCCGCCGCCGCGCCCUAGCCCGCUCGCCCCGCGCCCGCAUGGCUCCGCUGGCCGAGGUGGGCGGCUUCCUGGGCGGCCUGGACGGCCUGGGGCAGCCGGUGGGUGCCCACUUCUUGCUGCCGCCCGCCGGGGAGCGCCCGGCGCUGCUCGGGGACCGCCGCGCCCCGGCGGAGCGGGGGGAGCGCCGCGCCCCGGCUGCGGCAGCGGCGGCGGACCUGGCGCACUUGCAGGGCAUCCUGCGGCGGCGGCAGCUGUACUGCCGCACCGGCUUCCACCUGCAGAUCCUGCCCGACGGCAGCGUGCGUGGCACCCGCCAGGACCACAGCCUCUUCGGUAUCCUUGAAUUCAUCAGUGUGGCAGUGGGACUGGUCAGUAUUAGAGGCGUGGACAGUGGGCUUUACCUUGGAAUGAAUGAGAAGGGAGAACUCUAUGGCUCUGAGAAACUAACUUCUGAGUGCAUCUUCAGGGAACAAUUUGAGGAAAACUGGUACAACACUUACUCAUCCAAUGUCUACAAACAUGGGGAUUCAGGGCGGAGGUACUUUGUAGCACUUAAUAAAGACGGUACUCCCAGAGAUGGGGCAAGGUCCAAAAGACAUCAGAAAUUCACACAUUUCUUGCCCCGGCCUGUGGAUCCUGAAAGAGUUCCAGAACUGUACAAAGAUGUGUUAGGAUACAGCUGA